AUGGAAAACGGGAGAUACAAAAGCGAGUUUGGCUACGAGUUAGAGACGUAUAAAUGGAAACCAGUCGGUGAAGCUAAAUUUGUUCUCUACAUAAGUCACGGAUACGGCGGCCGUGGAGCAGAGCUCAGCUACACCCGAGAGUUAAUUCCGAAGAUGUUAGACUUGGGAGGAAUAGUUUACAGUCACGAUCACUAUGCUCACGGGAAAUCCGGACCCUUUGAAAGAACCCACCGGGAUCGUUGUCAACUCAAGAGCUUCGAUGAAUCUGCGAGAGAUCUUUUUGCGAGAAUCGAGGCUUCUAAAGAGGAACAUCCACAGCUACCAGUUAUAGUGAUGGGAACGUCUCUCGGUGGAUUGCUGAGCCUGAUUGCAAUUAAAAAUGAUAAUCUUAAAAUCGAUUGCCUUGUGCUUCUUGCUCCGGCUGUAGAGGUUUCGAAAACAACUGCGCCUUCAUGGCUAAGAGUUGUUGGAAGAAUUGCGAGUUGCUGUUGUCCUUCAUUAAAAACUCCGAAAGACCGUGAUAAUAAUUUAGUCACGAGAAAUAAGAUCCUCCAAAAAGCGAUUGAAGAAGAAGACGCGGUUUAUGGACCAAAUGGAGGUUACAGUUUAGAUUUUGGAGUUCGAUUUCUCGAUGCUCAAGAGGACGUCCGACGAUGGAUCAAAGCAGGAUUGUUUCCAAAGAACAUUUCGCUCGCGAUUUUUACUGGAACAGAUGACCAAGUAAUCACUCCCAAAGGGUCUUAUUUCUUGGAGAAGUAUAUUGACGGAGCCAGAUUGUACACUUAUGAAGGAGCCUAUCAUUCGCUCGUCAACGAGUUGCCAGAUACUACCGAGAAGUUUUACAAAGACUUUAUCAAUGUUAUUAAUUUGGCCAUUGAUAAACAAUAA
Messenger RNA from Oikopleura dioica, 888 nucleotides. The record is from the annotation of a GenBank genome assembly. Lineage: Eukaryota; Metazoa; Chordata; Appendicularia; Copelata; Oikopleuridae.